GGAGAGAGGGAGGAGCAGAGAUCUGUUUCUGUUAAGAGGAAGUGAAUCUAUUCUACAGUCACUGGCACCAGCUGAAAUGGCGCAGCAAGAAAAUCAACUGGAGAGAGAAAGAUUCUGCUGUUCGAUCUGUCUGGAUCCACUGAAGGAUCCGGUGACUACUGGCUGUGGACACAGCUACUGUAUGAGCUGUAUUAACACCCACUGGGACAAAGAGGAGGAGAGAGGAAGCUACAGCUGCCCUCAGUGUAGACAGACCUUCACACCGAGGCCUGUCCUGGUGAAAAACACCAUGUUAGCUGAUUCACUGGAGGAGCUGAAGAAGACUGGACUCCAAGCUGCUCCUGCUGAUCACUGCUAUGCUGGACCUGAAGAUGUGGCCUGUGAUUUCUGCACUGGGAGAAAACUGAAAGCUCUCAAGUCCUGUUUGGUUUGUUUGGUCUCUUAUUGUGAAAAACACCUCCAGCCUCAUUUUCAGUUAGCUCCAUUUAAGAAGCACCAGCUGGUGGAGCCCUCGGAGAAGCUCCAGGAGAACAUCUGCUCUCGUCACGAUGAGGUGAUGAAGAUGUUCUGCCGGACUGAUCAGCAGUGUAUCUGUUAUCUCUGCUCUGUGGAUGAACAUAAAGACCACGACACAGUGUCAGCUGCAGCAGAAAGGACUGAGAGGCAGAGAGAGCUCGGGCUGAGGAGACAAACAAUCCAGCAGAGAGUCCAGGACAGAGAGAAAGAUGGUCUCGCCGUACAGGAAAUGGGGAUUGAACCACCGACCCUCCAGGCUAGCGCAGUGUCAUCAAACUCCUUCUAA
Molecule: messenger RNA, 802 nt
Organism: Hippoglossus stenolepis (Pacific halibut)
Lineage: Eukaryota; Metazoa; Chordata; Actinopteri; Pleuronectiformes; Pleuronectidae
Product: E3 ubiquitin/ISG15 ligase TRIM25-like
Exons: 2
Coding region: 77-802 (241 amino acids)
Molecular function (GO): zinc ion binding
Source: RefSeq, a predicted model, not a curated record